GUUCAAGCCCACCUUAGCCAUGUUCGACAGCUCCAGUUCCCAAUGACCACCGUCUCUGAUCCAUAUUGCCACUUCUCACACCGAAGUGGAGGGGUAUCAUGUCAAGAAACCAACAAGAGCUGCCGUUUUGUGUCUACUUUUCCCGUCAUCUCUUCUCUCCGGCGGCCGCCAUCUGCUGUUUCUUAAACAGCCCUGUAGCAACUCGUGGGAUGGCGACGAUGGUGGCACUCUACUGAUACACGCGAGUGAGAUAACAAGAAGCACAAUGUUCUAAGAUCUAGGAUAUACUGCAACGUUCAAUGUGCUUUGCCUUGAGUUGGCCAAGUCUACUGGAGCAAUCACCACUUCUCAUCCCAACGCCGGAUCGUCAUCCACAGUUGAUACCACAAUCGAGAUGUCUGCGCUGUUAUGGGAGCUGUCCAUACCAGAUACUUCCUCUGAGGGAAUAGCAAUUUCCCUUUCACCGACUUGCUGCUACUUCUGCUCGGACAGCUCGUCAUGUCACGACGAUACGCAAGGAACCAGGAUCGUAACUGUAAAGUCUCGCACGCGUGUUACCUCGCCCUUUGUUUGGUUGAACCAACUUGGUGUCAAAGUCGGAAGGUACGCUUAUUGGAAAAUUUAAACCUUCACCAGUUGGUCCCUGGAAAUAUGGAAUUGUAUUCUAGGUUGGGGGUAGUCUACAUCAUCAACA
This is a messenger RNA of Pseudomassariella vexata, 694 nucleotides long. RefSeq lists its product as uncharacterized. The transcript has 2 exons. The record is from RefSeq and is a predicted model, not a curated record. NCBI's taxonomy places the organism in Eukaryota, Fungi, Ascomycota, Sordariomycetes, Amphisphaeriales, Pseudomassariaceae. The coding region runs from base 395 to 625 and encodes 76 amino acids.